AGAGAGAGAGAGAGAGAAGAGAGAGACUACCCAUCCCCAGCAGAGCGUAGAGGCGUCAGACGGCCGCCAGAGCAUCCCGGUUACGCUGUUCAGAGGCCCCAUCGACGGUUUGCCGCGCCAGAACCAGCUGAAGGAGAAGUCACCAUAGCCGGGCACACGGCCACAUUAGCAGUCAGUAAUGGAGAGCCUGCUGGAUAAUCCAAUGAAAGCCGUUCUUUACCUGAAGGAGCUCACCACUAUUGUCCAGAACCAGCAAAGCCUGAUCCAGACGCAGCGCCAGCGCAUCGACGAACUCGAGCGAAAGGUGGAGGACCUGAUAGGUGAGAACCGACAGUUGCGGGACCCCCAUCACUACGUCCAGCUGCCCGCUCAACAUCACCACCACCACCACCACCCGACUCACCGCAGCGCGAGUCCCCAGGCGCCGGCCAACCUCCAUCAGCACCCGGGGAGCAACAAAGCUGCGGCUCACCUCGGCCAGCAGGCGCAGCAGCAGCCUCCGCCUCCGCCGCCGCCGCAGCAGCAGCAGCAGCAGCAGCAGCAGCAGCAGCAGCAGCAGCCGAUUCCCGGUCUAUCGGCCCAGCCUCAGCAGCAUCCGACCCCUCCUGUGCCGUCGUCCCACCAUCCACAGCAGCUGCAGCUCGUACCCACCUCGCCGCAGUCACCCAAAGCGAGCCAAGCCAGCCCGGAGUCCGCCGAGGAGGACAGGAGGAGUCCCUGCUGCAAGUCCCUGGUUCCGCAGACUCCCACCGCUCUCUGCCGCUCAGUUGGACUGGCUAGGAAAGCAGACAACCAAACAGUGCUUCACCAGUUCUGCUGCCCUGCCCCAGAGGCCCCUGAGGUGGAGACCUCUACUGCCUGUGUCCCCAGCGAUGACCUUCCUCCAGACUCGUCUAUUGGGGAGGAAGGGAAGGGAGGAGAGGGGGAGCUGCAGAGUGAGGUCGAGUCACAACCACAGCCCGAGCAACAGCAGCAAGAGACUCAGCCACAGACUCAACCACCACAGCCACAGCCCCAGUGUGAGCCCCAACCACAGACUCAGCCCCAGCCCGAAACCAAACCUCAGCCAGAACCCGAACUCAAACCACAGCCUGCACCGGAGCCCGAGCCUGAGCCUGAGCCUGAGCCCGAGCCCGAGCCUGAGCCUGAGCCCGAGCCCGAGCCCGAGCCCGAGACUGAGCCUCAGCCCCAAGUCAAGGCUCCGAGCGAAGAAGCGGCACAGGACGCCCCUGAAGCUCCUUCACCUUGCAGAGAGGAGCAGACAGUGGUGGUGGUGGAGCAAGAGAAGGAAACGUUGGAGGAAGUUGUGGAGGCACAGAGAAAGCAACAGGGAGAGGAGGCAAAGGCCGAGCAGCAUGAGGGCGAGGCAGCACAGGAAGAAGAGGAGGAGGAGGAAGGGGGAGGAGCAAAAGGAGGUGGGGCGGGGAGGAGAGCCAGCCUGCAUCACACGGCCUCGCCCUUGAGGGUACAGCGCAACGGGGCCGGCUCGCACUCCGCCACCUCCGACUAUGAGCUCUCGCUUGACCUCAAAAAUAAGCAGAUCGAAAUGUUAGAGCACAAAUACGGUGGCCACCUUAUCUCCCGCCGUGCUGCCUGCAAGAUCCAGACUGCCUUCCGCCAGUACCAGCUCAGCAAGAACUUCGAGAAGAUCCGCAAUUCGCUGCUAGAGAGUCGUCUGCCUCGACGCAUCUCCCUGCGCAAGGUCCGUGUGCAAAACACGGAAGGUUUCUCUGCUGAACGGGCCCUGGCAGAAGGCUGCAACUUGACAGGCAUCCCAUUGGUGCGCUCGCCAUCUCUGCCUGCCACAGUUGGUGGCACCCUGACCGACCUGGAAGACUCAUUCACUGAACAGGUUCAGUCACUGGCAAAGUCCAUAGAUGACGCACUCAGCAACUGGAGCCUGAAGACCAUGUGCUCACUGCAAGAAGGCGGCACUUAUCAGUUCAGUGCCGACUCCUUCAGUGCAGCAGCAGCAGCAGCAGCAGCAGCAGCAGGAGGUGGAGGUGGAGGAGAUGGAGGUGUUGUGAGAGAGUCAGCGAUUCAUCAAGGCCCAGUAGACCCAAGUGACCUGUCGAGAAGUGCAAGCAAGCUGAUGAUGGCGUUCCGGGAUGUGACUGUGCAGUUCGACAGCCAGAACUUCCUUGUUUCAUCCUCAGUCAUAGAAUCGUCCACUGUCACCCUCGGCAGCUGCGUCCAACAAGAAGGAGACCCCACCACUGUCAUGUCUACUUCCACAACAACAAACUCCACUCCAGCCUCCAUUGCUCCCGGCCUCUCCCAAGAACCCCCUCCUCCCCCUGCAGAGCUCCCAGCUGAACCCAUAGAUCCCCCACCACCCCCACAAGAGCCCCCACCACCCCCAGAAUCAGAGUUUGAAGAAGACGAGCAGGAUGUUGAAUUUCCUGCUCCUCCUCCAAGUGAAGAAGAGCUCGAGGAGGAAGAGGAGCAGCCUCCCCUAACCCCUCUGGAUAAAAUGGCUGCUCCUCAAAGCCCAGAUAAGGUUGUGGUGGUGGUACCGCCACCCACAGAGCCCCCUCACGCAACCCCACCGCUGCUGGGGAGCUCGCCCAAGGUGGAGCCGCUGGAGGUCAAGCGGUGCGGCUCCGAGACCGCAGAUAACAGCUCAGAGCAGAUGAGCAGCAGCAGCACGUCCACAGAGGCACGCUCCACAUCUGAAGCCUCGUCCAAGGAGGCACUGCAGGCCAUGAUCCUCAGCCUGCCACGCUACCACUGUGAGAACCCAGCCAGCUGUAAAUCACCCACGCUAUCCACUGAUGUCAUGCGAAAACGCCUCUACCGCAUCGGCCUCAAUCUCUUCAAUGUAAACCCUGAUAAGGGUCUUCAGUUCCUGAUCUCUCGAGGCUUCAUCCCAGAUACACCUAUCGGCGUUGCCCACUUCCUGCUGCAGAGGAAAGGCUUGAGCCGACAGAUGAUUGGAGAGUUCCUCGGAAACAGCAAGAAGCCCUUCAACAGAGAUGUCCUAGAUUGUGUGGUGGAUGAGAUGGACUUCUCAGGCAUGGAGCUGGAUGAAGCGCUGAGGAAGUUUCAGGCCCACAUUCGUGUCCAGGGAGAAGCCCAGAAGGUAGAACGUCUUAUCGAGGCCUUCAGUCAGCGCUACUGCAUGUGUAACCCCGACGUGGUGCAGCAGUUUCACAACCCAGACACCAUCUUCAUCCUGGCCUUCGCCAUCAUUCUGCUCAACACCGACAUGUACAGUCCAAACAUCAAGCCCGACCGCAAGAUGAUGUUGGAGGACUUCAUACGCAACCUACGAGGAGUGGAUGAUGGAGCAGACAUCCCCAGAGACAUGGUGGUGGGAAUCUACGAAAGAAUACAACAGAGGGAGUUACGCUCCAACGAAGACCACGUCACCUACGUCUCCAAGGUUGAGCAGUCCAUCGUAGGCAUGAAAACCGUUCUCUCCGUCCCUCAUAGAAGACUGGUGUGCUGUAGUCGACUUUUUGAGGUGACCGAUGUCAACAAGGCCCAAAAACAGGCAGCACACCAGAGAGAAGUCUUCCUCUUCAAUGAUCUCAUUGUGAUCUUGAAGCUUUGUCCAAAGAAAAAGAGUUCUGCAGCCUACACUUUCUGCAAAGCUAUGGGCCUACUUGGCAUGCAGUUUCACCUGUUUGAAAAUGAAUACUAUCCUCAUGGCAUCACCAUCCUCUCACCUUUUGGCUCAGACAAGAAGCAGGUACUUAACUUCUGUGCCCAAAGUGCUGAGGAGCUGCUCAAGUUUGUAGAAGACCUGAAGGAAUCAAUUGCAGAGGUGUCAGAGAUGGAGCAGAUACGCAUCGAGUGGGAGCUGGAAAAGCAGCAGGGAGCCAAGACGCACUCCGUAAAGAACAACGGCACACAGCUAGAGCUGCAUGGCAAACAGGGCUCCCCAUCAGGAAACCAGGAGAUAGAUGACAGAAGUGGACACAACGCAGUGGAGGUGUCAAUUCACAACAGGCUUCAGACGUACCAGCUCAGCAGCAGCAGCACGGCUCGGAGUCCCGAGAGUUUGGCCCUUCUUAACCACCGGGGGGAGCUGCUUUUCCAGCAGGGGCCCGAGGGGCUAACCCAUGGGCCGGCGCCUCCACCUCAGCACCCGCAGUUGCAGUCAGCGGCAAGCACCCCUGCCCAUCACCUCCACCUCCAACAGCACCAGCAGCAGCCGGCUGUCAGCAUGGCUGAUCUGCGGCCCGAGACACUCAUCCAGUGUCAGCAGAUUGUUAAGGUCAUCAUGCUCGACAACAGCGGCCACGGACGCAUGGAGGCCUUCCUCAGCCAAACGCCCACUCACCACCACUACCAGCAUCACCACCACAGCCACCACCAGCUCAGCCAGUCAGCCAUGUCCACCCCGGUGCGCUCGCCGGACUGCUCCCAUGGCACCGAUGGCCACCAGCCCCCGCUGCCUCCCCCACCUCCUCCUUACAACCACCCGCACCAGUACAUACCCCCUGACCCCCGCCUCAGUCUACACCGGACCCCAAGUGGCUCUCGGAGCAUGGUGUAAAUAAAUGAAUUAGGAUUCUUUCCCUGAAAACACACACUUCCACACACACUCCCACACGAACCUUACCCCUUCUCUACCUAUUUAAAAGUACAUAAUGUACAUAUAUACAUACAGAUGAAAGAGUUAUAAUGGAAAAAAUGAAAUCUCACCUAUAUGCAUAUUUAAGGAAAAAAAUAAACGAAAAUUAAAAAUUAAGGUUUUAAAAGAGAAACGGAGAAAUAAAGUGCAUAUAUAAAGUUUUACUUGAUUCCACAUGUAUUUUGAAAUAUUAUGUAGUUUUAACAAAUUUCUAUAACUUUUUGUCAGUUUUAACUCUUGCUAGAGAAAAAACAGAUUUUCCAUUUCUGGAUGGAUUCCUUCUAGCUCUGGUAUUCAUCACCAAAACCAACAUAAAUGGACUGUGAUGGAUGGACACACUUCAAGGACCUUCCGCUUCUGUUCGCUUUUAUCAUCCCAAACCUCAUGCCUACUGUGCUGUAUGUGCACGUGCGUGCAUCGUUGACACUUACUGAAAACGUGUGCCAAAAUACAUUAGCCUUCACUAAACACUGACUUCUUUGCACUUGACUAAACGCUAGGGCUAGAAGAAAAAAAAACAAAGAAAAAAACUCCUUUCUUUUGCUUUGAGAAAAUAGUCACACUUCUCCCUCAAGGAACACAAAAAAAAAAGAAAAACAAACCUGAUAUUUCAUCUUUUUUAAAUCUCCCUGUGUGCUCUGUUGAUGAUUUAUUUAUGUGACGGAGAGCCUUCUCUCUUCUUCUCUGCUCCCCUUGAUAAAAAAAAAAAAAUGGAAAAAAACGACCUCCGAUAAGCUGCAUUUGUCAUCCGCUCCUCUGUCGUGUUGUGGCUCUCUAUCAUCAGAAAACACUCUAACUCAAUUGUCACUCUCCAUAGAUCUUUCUACAGUGGAGGAUGGCAGGAAACAAAAGCAACUAAUCACGCGGAUUGCUUCCAAAACCAAAAAUUCAGCCCAGGAUGGUCCUGUUGAUUGUUGUUUGUCUGUUACUCUUCAUAUUUAAUAGCCUAUCGAUAACGCUUCCCAGGAGUUCGUUCCACAUGUUAUCUGCUGAUGGAGGGAACUUUUUUUUGUUGAAAUCGUUUAAGCUGCUGAAACUGCUCUCGGACUUUUCUAUAGCUACAAUGAUUCACCAUUCACAUGUAAUAUACUGUAUGUACACUGUGCUGUCAUCUGUUGUUUAGGAAACGCUUCUUUGCUUUUUCAGUAAAUCGCCAUGAAUUUCCAUGAAGAUGCUUCUGCUACAACUGUUAAAUGUCAAGAUCUGUGUUUAUUUUGAUUUGUGUAAAACAUAUUCCACCAUUGUGUGUUUUCCGUCGGUGGAUAAAUGCAGGACACCCACAAAACAUCCAGACACUGUCUAUUUAUGUCGGAACAACUCCCAGGUUUUGUUUCAGCUCCUUGUGACUGUUUUCUCUUCCUAACCUUUCAGUCUGACAUUUUCAAAAAGGCAAAAAAAAACUACACAGGCGCGCACACACAGCUUCUGUUGCAAAUGCUGGCAUUAAUGGUAUUGUUCGUGCUGUUCGCUAGCCUGCUUUAAAUAAGAACGGGACAAAAGCAACAUAUUAUCUGAUCUCUUUCCAUUUCACCCCAGCCUAGAUUGUAAAUACCACAUUCAAGCAGUGUCAGAAAGGACAAGCAAGCUACUGCUGCCCUUCAAAAUGCUAUUGCCCUGUCACACGUCCUUCAUUCGGAAAUAGGGCAGCUGAAUGCGUCCAUCUUUUAAACAUAAGCCCCGCCAGGUACUGUGGAAUGGAUGUUCGGUUAACUCUGCUCCCAUCUGACCCCCACCUGUCUGAUUUGUUGAUUUAUAAUCACAGAGCCACUGCGGGGAGGUCUCUAUCUCAUCUUUUCUGUCUUUUUUCACUCAUGAUUUCACCCAGUGGAAAUACAGAGGUUGCAGAAAAAACUGUCUGGCAGAGAUGUGUGUGUGUGUGUGUGUGUGUGUGUGUGUGUGUGUGUGUGUGUGUGUGUGUGUGUGUGUGUGUGUGUGUGUGUGUGUGUGUGUGUGUGUGUGUGUGUGUGUGUGUGUGUGUGUGUGUGUGUGUGUGUGUCCUCACAGUAGCAUCCUAACUUUCCUGUAAACCAAUGUGACCUCUCUCCAGUUUGUCCCGGUAAUUGCUUUUGUUCAUAUUUCAAUAACACAAUGAGGAGAACUAGCGCUUUCAAAAUGAAUGAAGAGCUAUUAUGACAAUUUUAAUAUUUUUCACUGGCUAUGAACAACUUUUGGAGGUUGCGUAAUACAUUUCAGCAUAUAACAUAGAAAGUUCUGAUAUUAUGGAUUUAACAUUGAUGGAUGAUUGUUGUGAUUUAGAUCAACAUUCACAUAUAAAUGUGAUUCUUUUCUCAUGCAUGCUAUCAGUUUAGAGGCCUAUUGAACUGAUUCCCAUUUUUAUUGUUUAUUGUUUGUGCAUGACUGAAUUUAGUGAAAGAUGAAGAUGACACAUUUUUUGUUUGUGGUUGAACUAAAAAAUAUUAAUUAUGACAGAAAACAGCCCUUCAAACAGAAAAUGGAUUUACAAUGGCAAAUCGUGGCCAUGUUUGUUUCCCUGUCUAUCACUACCCUUUCUUAAUGGUUGCAUAGUUUUUCCUACUUGACAAUGUGUUUAAGCAUUUUGAGAGAUAGAUAUCCUGGGUGUGCAAAAAAAAAAACAUGAAUAUGAGCCACACUGAAAAUCAUGACUUUAUGUUUGAAAGCAAAACAAUGUAGCAUUUUGGGAGUGCAGCAUAUGACAUGGAAGAGCAGUAGUGGCUAACUUUCUUAAAGAAACUGAAAAAAGGGCUCUGCCAUACCAGUGUGGAGCUUGUCUGGCUCUUCAACACUGUUUGCUCCAACUAGUUUAAAAAAGUGGACAUUUUUAGGGUAAGACAGGUGGAAACUGAGUGUAACAGAUAUGUACCAUCACCUCCCUCAGUUGGCUUUGAAUCCCUCUCUACCUGUCUUUGCAGUGUAUCAACAUGCUAUUAAAGAUGAUUUAAGUCUAUUCACCA
Molecule: messenger RNA, 7515 nt
Organism: Perca fluviatilis (European perch)
Lineage: Eukaryota; Metazoa; Chordata; Actinopteri; Perciformes; Percidae
Gene: iqsec3a
Product: IQ motif and Sec7 domain ArfGEF 3a
Exons: 14
Coding region: 179-4504 (1441 amino acids)
Biological process (GO): regulation of ARF protein signal transduction; actin cytoskeleton organization
Molecular function (GO): guanyl-nucleotide exchange factor activity; protein binding
Source: RefSeq, a predicted model, not a curated record